CAACGGUCCGUGCUGUCCUCUUUCAAUAGCUUCCUGGACAAGGGCGGAUUCACCUGGCUGAGCGUCCAGAGGAUAAAAGCAGCGGGCAAAGCGGAGCACCCAGAGGGGGCAACAGAGUGGCAGCAAUGAAUCUCCUGCUGGGCAGCCUUCUCCUGGCUGGCGUCUGCCGGCUUGGAGCCAUAAGGGACAUCCCCAUCGUGCCAAACUUCGAUAACCAAAGGAUUGCCAAGACUUGGUAUCCUCUUGCGUCCGUUCCUACUGGACAGAUGGUGACUGUGGCCUUCCCUGUGUUUCAAUUUGUGGCCCUACCAAAUGGAAACCUGAAGUACAGACUUAGAAUUCCCCAAAACGGCAUAUGCAAGACUGAAGAGAUAAUGAUGUAUAAAGAGGGCCGGCCAGGGUACUAUGUGACCAACGCCCCGAGUACCGUUCGCUUUGUGGAAACGGAUUACAAUACCUAUUUCAUUGCGCACCUCACACGGGGUGCCAGAAAGUUGGAUACCUUCCUGGCGCUUGCCGGCACUCAGCCCAACCUGACGCGGGCUUUGAGGGAGAAAUUGAAGACUGUUGCCAUCUCUCUGGGGAUAAUUCCAGAAAUUGUCAACAGCGUCCAGCUAGAAACCUGCUAAAAGCUCAAGGCAGAGAAGUAGAGAUUCGGGCUAUUACAAACCCCCAUCCCAGUGGGGAAAGGACGAAGACCCCGUCUCUGCUAAAAGGGCCCCUGCGCCUAUCUCUCUUCCUGCCAGCCAGAGUGCCGAUGCCAAGCCUUGCUUGUCAAAGUGCAAAUAAAACACAGGAAACAAAAGAAUUGUGUGUGCUUUUCCUCAUUG
Crotalus tigris (Tiger rattlesnake) is the source of this 830-nucleotide messenger RNA. RefSeq names its product epididymal secretory protein 4-like. NCBI's taxonomy places the organism in Eukaryota, Metazoa, Chordata, Lepidosauria, Squamata, Viperidae. The transcript is spliced from 6 exons. The record is from RefSeq and is a predicted model, not a curated record. Bases 126 to 629 code for a protein of 167 amino acids. Gene Ontology annotation, molecular function: small molecule binding.